AUGCCGCCGACCCAUGGAUCACCCACUCCGUCGUCCUCUGCGGCCGGAGAGGCAUCGACGUCGUCGUCUGUGCUAACUCCAGUUCAGCCUGUGGCGCCAGCGUCGGUGCCGGUAGCAAAUCCUGUAAGCCUUGCUGAAGUGACUCCGCUACGGACUGUCUCUCCAACGACGAUGGUGACGCCUGAUCAGCAGAAGACGUACAUGCAUAUGCAUGAUCCCUUGUUGAUUGAAGAAAUUGUGCCCAAUGAAGAGCUGCGUUUUGAGAGCAGAGAUGAAGCAGAGGAGUUUUACAAGUUCUAUGCGAGUAAGGCAGGAUUCGACGUGCGCAUAACCAAGACUAUGAAGAUGGUUUUGGAGAUGAGUUGCAAUAAACAAGGGCACUGGGAUUAUUAUAAGCCUGAUGAGGAGAGAAUUCGAGAGAAAAUGUCAAUGAGGUGUGAUGUUCCCCUGAAUGCAACAGUAAAUGUGUUGUCAGACAUAUAUGGCGGUCGCCAAAACUUCACAUUCACUGAAAGGGACCUGAAAAACAGGAAAGCUGCAGUGGCCAAGGCAGAGAGGGAAAAUGAUAUUCCCAAGUUGCUCGAGUUCUUCAAGGAGAUGAAGGCCCAUAAUGAAUAUUUCUACUAUGAUUUGCAGGAUGAGCAAGCUGAUACAUUUGAGUGGUUGUUUCAAGCAUUCCAAGACUGCAUGUUAGGGAGUCGAGAUCCUAGAUGUAUACUUACAGACCAGGAUAGCGCGAUGGCUGCCGCAAUCAAGAGGGGUGUACACAUGGGCUGUCUACAAAAAUAUAGAGAUACUUAUAUAUACAGUACUGCAUUCCGUAUUGACUCAGAUGCAGACAAGGCUGAUAGUUUCCUAGUGACACACACAAAUCACUCGUGGAAAUAUUCAUGGUUUCAACAUUCUUUCAAAGUGGAGGCUAAUGUGGAAGAAGGUAGAUACACAUGCGAUUGCAAGACAUGGGAGCAUACAGAUUGUGAAGACGAGAGGUACGCAACAAGAAAGUUGGUAGAUUUAGUAAUGAUGGCCGUAAGGGCGCUCCACAAAACAAGUAUUGGGGUUGAGAGAGGAAGCAAGGAUCUGCAAGCAUUGGCUGAGUGGGGUGAAUCAGUUGCGGUAGGUACUGGACCAUCGCAGAUGGGGGAUCUUAGAAACGAAGAAAAUGUGUCAGAUGGAAUAAGAGGACCUGAAGUUCCUGCGGUCGAUGAAGUAGUGGCAAAUGAUACUGAAGAGGAUCCUCAUUCUCCUGCAAUUAGAAAAGACAAGCUAAUUUCGGAAUGUGCGCCAAAGGGUGCUAGUACAAAGGGGAGGAAGCGCAAAGGGAAACAGAUAGUCUGA
Miscanthus lutarioriparius is the source of this 1338-nucleotide messenger RNA. NCBI's taxonomy places the organism in Eukaryota, Viridiplantae, Streptophyta, Magnoliopsida, Poales, Poaceae. The record is from the annotation of a GenBank genome assembly.